UUCUUGUACUAAACACACCACCCCGGCGACCCUCCGAGCUAAUGAUUUCAUUGACCCCUCCCACGCGGAGCCACCCUGGCUAUUUAAGAAGACUCUGAUGGGAGAUAAGCGAGCUACAACGGAAGCAAACAGAGGCUGCUCUGGGGGAGAGGCUGAGCCAAGAAGGGGAGGAGGAUGAUGCCCUUCUCCAGCUCCGGGUCGGAGGAAGCCUUCGACUACUUGUUCAAGAUCAUCCUGAUCGGAGACUCCAACGUGGGGAAGACCUGCGUGGUGCAUCGCUUCAAGUCGGGGCAGUACCACGAGAAGCAGCAGAACACCAUCGGGGUGGACUUCACCGUGCGCUCGCUGGAGAUCGAUGGCAAGAAGGUGAAGAUCCAGGUGUGGGACACAGCGGGCCAGGAGCGCUUCCGGACAAUAACUCAGAGUUACUAUCGCAGUGCCCAUGGUGCCAUCCUUGCCUAUGACCUUACCAGGAGGUCCACAUUUGAAUCUAUUCCUCAUUGGAUUAAUGAAAUUGAAAAAUAUGGAGCUGCUAACUUAGUCCUGAUGUUAAUUGGGAACAAAUCAGAUGUAGCAGAGAACCGCCAGGUCCUUUUUGAAGAUGCCUGUACACUGGCAGAGAAGCAUGGGCUAUUGGCUGUACUGGAGACUUCAGCCAAAGAGGCCCAGAAUGUAGAUGAGGUGUUUACAUUGAUGGCAAAGGAGCUGAUAGCCCGCAAUACCUUGCAGCUUCAUGGGGGGCAUCCUCCAAACAGCAUCUAUCUGGACUCCAGGCCAGUGAUUGUCAGUCCAAGUGCAGAGAAGUCCCAGUGCUCUUGCUGACGAGAUGUCUCAAUCAUAAGAGCUGUGAAGGUGUGGCUGAUGAUUUCAUAUGUUUCCUGUUUGGCCUCAAACCAUCAUUCUAAUGUAUCACUGCCUUGCUGUUUUGACCUGUAACUCUCUCCAGGAGAUAGGUGUUGCAAUGGUCAAAAGUGCUGGAUUGCCUUGAACAUGGCAGCUGUUGGUACUUAAGCGAAGACUUUGAGCUGAGAGGAGAAGACUAGGCACUGCUAGCCUGAAAAGAACUGUGAAGACUCUUACUCCUAAAUGGAAGCAACUGCCUUUGAAUAGACUCUCUAAAUAGUCUUCUGGCUGUGCCAGAGGCUGACUGUAACCAGGUUUUGUGCUGACUGUUUCCUUUAGGAUACACAACCUGCUGUAGGUCAAAUUCUUUGGUCUUCAUAAAUAGCUUUACAAUGUGUGACACGUGUACUUAAACUUUUUUGUUCAUGGCUGUUUGGCUUGCAGUACUCCAGUGUUCAGAUCUCCAUUCAGGGAGAUGCUGAUGGCAGGUCUGUGGCAGAUACAGUGCCAUAACUUACUACUGGUAUUGUGAUCAAGUAGACAAUGCUGCCACAUCUAUCUUCCUCCCUUUGCCAGACAACUUAGCCUCCAUCCCUAUUGCUUGCAUAACAGCCAGAAUAAUUUGACUGGUAUGCCAGUGGGUCUAGGGGUACCCCUAAGACUUUUUCCCCCAACUUCAAUGGGUGAGAAGAGCUGCCUUCAGUCGUCGUCUUUGGUCUUUCUGCUGACAUUGAAUAGUACCAGGGCCACUUUUUGGUGGUUGCUGCUGUUGUGAUACAGACUCGCUAGUGAAGCCCCUUCCAAGCCACUAGUAAUGGCCAGAAUUCAAAUUAGAGAUGAAAGACUCCCUAUUAUUUCUUACUAAUCCCUUGCUUAAACUGAAGGGAUGAUUUUUAGUCAAAAGCCUAUCUAAAACAGUUGCUGGUCAGGUUGUGGAAAUGACACCAUAGUUUAGUCUUAAACUCAAAGAUAGCUUUCAGGCUUCUGUACAGCUGCUUAGAAUGGCUCACUAAGUAAUUGAUUUUCAGCAAUGAAGCAGGAUAGGGAUGCCCUUAGUACUGCUACUGGAUUGCAUUUUUCAGUAAGACAUUGCCUAGCUUUUGGUGGCCGCAAUACUGGUUUCAAUCAAACUUUUGUAUUGUGAAGCUUCUCUUCAGCAAGGGGGUAUGUGUUUCCUGUCAUGACCUUUCAAAAGUAUGCUCUGCAAAUUGAUUGUAGUUUUCUCUGUAAACUCAGAAUUUCUUCACUGCUUUGGGAGAUUUCUAAUGAGAAAUUUGAAGGGAGAGCUGCUAAAAUGGUCAGCUGUGUUAACAGUGGACACAUUUCUACCAUUCCUGACAAAGAAGCUUCUGCUAGCAUAGGUCUCCUACUCAGUUUAUUGGAAGACUCCAGGAAACUGUUCCUUUAACCCCAUAAUUUCUAACUAGGGGUUGGGGAAAGUGAAACAAUACCAGUUUAACCCUUUCUGAGAAGAUUGCCCAAGGGAUACUCAAAGCAUGGCCCUAAAAAACCUUGCCUGUGUCCCUCUGUACUCUACUCAAAUGCCUCUUUAGUUAUGCUGUCACUGGUGAAUUACAAGCUAGAAUUAAAUACAGACCUAGUCAUAAUGCACAGGAGCCCAAGAAUUAGGUGUCAGGUUUGGUAAACUGCCUUUGGUAUCUUAAGGUUCACAUUUUCUUCUCUGCUUUUGAAUAACAGGUGGCAGAAUCUCUCCUUUCUGAAAAGGCUUGUCUGAUCAAGCACAAAGAAUGUUAAACACUGACUUUUGGAUUGAAGGCUUGUGGUUUGGGCAUAUAUUUAAACACAAUGAAACUUCCUCUGGCCCAGUUUCUUCUCGUGUGUGUUAAACAUAGCUGUUAACAUGCCUAAUAUUAGCCACCGGGCUGCUCUAUGAACUAAGAGCUGAAGUAAUGGGGGAUUCCCACUACUGGCUACAGACAGAGCACUCACAUUUACCACCUGCUAUUUAGCCUACAUUUACCUUGUCAGCCUAAUACUUGUCUGCAUAAUUCUAUUCCCCCUGGCUGCGUAGACCUAAUGGAAAGUUAUAGCCUAUGUUGGUUGUCAUUAGUUACACCAAAUAUGCUCCUUCAAUCAGCCUAUCCAGCCCCUUUAUUCAUGUAUUCCUCUUUACCAUUCAACUUCUUGGGGACUAGGAUUGAAUGCAGACUUAGUUGAACAGAGAGGUAGUGCUGCUCCCUCUGCUGUAAUGUGGUGUUUUAACAAUCCAAAAAUCACUCGCGUUUUUGGGCUGGUACGGUGAUUUGAUGCUCACUCAUCUGACAUUACUUAACAGUGUAAAGGCAGGGGCUGUAGGGGUUUUGUUGUUUAAAUUAAAGCAUUCCCCCCAUGCUCUGCAUGCAAACCAAGUCCCACUUAUGUGAGAGUCCAUUUACAUCUUUGUGCAACUUUCCCUCCUAAAACAGCCUUAAUCAAAUAAAAACAACCAAAAACCAUUUA
Molecule: messenger RNA, 3303 nt
Organism: Mauremys reevesii (Reeves's turtle)
Lineage: Eukaryota; Metazoa; Chordata; Testudines; Geoemydidae
Gene: RAB19
Product: RAB19, member RAS oncogene family
Exons: 4
Coding region: 175-822 (215 amino acids)
Cellular component (GO): trans-Golgi network
Molecular function (GO): GTP binding; GTPase activity
Source: RefSeq, a predicted model, not a curated record